Messenger RNA from Pogona vitticeps (central bearded dragon), 3575 nucleotides. It is a transcript of the gene TMEM86A, whose product is annotated as transmembrane protein 86A. Gene Ontology annotation, cellular component: membrane. The record is from RefSeq and is a predicted model, not a curated record. Gene Ontology annotation, molecular function: hydrolase activity. Lineage: Eukaryota; Metazoa; Chordata; Lepidosauria; Squamata; Agamidae.
UAACAAAUUUAUAAAAUGUUGCUUGCAAAUAAGCCCAAGGCGUUCAGUUAUUAAGCUUUGAAUUACUUGGAUACAUAGUUGCUGGGCCAAAAUGUUAUUCUUUUUCUCCCUCCUGCCACGUUUAUGCUGAGCUACAGUAUUUGUAUUUGAUCUUCAAUAAACAGUUCAAAUGCAUAUCGUUCCCGGAUGGAUGCUACUUAGGGUCUCAGUGCAUUCUUCGCACCCUGCACCAGCGCUACUUUCUCUUGAUUUGAUCGUGUAAUCAUAAUAACGAUGGGUGAUGCUAGUAGAACGUUCAAUACUUUUGCAAAUGAAAAUCGCUUAGGAAGUAAAUACUCUAAACGAAGCGAUUAAAUGCAGAGCCAGGAAAAGAGGAACGAGGAACCAUCCCUUGAUAUGUACAGGGUGAUAUAGAGAGAUACUGUAUAGGUAUUGGUUAACUGAAGGCAGAGCUUCAGCUUCGACGGGGGGGGGCAGUUUUCACAUGCGGCCAGUCCCCUCCCUUACCGUUACGCACAGUGUCUCUACUAACGAGCAAGUGAGCCACUCUGGGAGAAGAUAAGGGGGUGGGGAACGCGGUGGCUGAAGUGCCGCCCCCCGGUCCUCUCCCCUCCGCACAUUCGCUCCGACUAUUGUGACGUCACGGCGUUCUAAAACAGAACAGAGAAAACAAUCGGCAUUGAGAAAAAUAGAUACACUCCGGUCCUAUUUAAAGGGUGAGCGCGGCACACCACGGCGUCCGCUCCAGCUAUAUAAACAAAAGGCGAAAGACUGCGGGGAGAAGCCUCUUCGGCAAACAUGGUGUCGCCGGUGACAGUGGUGAAGAGCGAAGGACCUAAACUUGUGCCCUUUUUCAAAGCCACUUGUGUCUACUUUGUCCUCUGGCUGCCAACCUCCAGCCCAUGUUGGUUCAGUGCCCUCAUCAAGUGUCUGCCUAUCUUCUGUUUAUGGGUGUUCCUGUUGGCCCAUGGGAUCAAUUUCCUGAUGGCCCAUCGCAGCGCCUGCCGGAUCUUUGCUGGCUUGAUAUUCUCGUCUAUAGGAGAUGCUUUUCUCAUCUGGCAAGAACAAGGUUACUUUGUUCACGGUUUGUUGAUGUUUGCCGUCACACACAUAAUGUAUUCCUCUGCAUUUGGGAUGAAGCCUUUAGACCUGAAAGCAGGCCUGGUGAUGGCCCUGAUGUCCAGUUUCUGCUACACCUUCCUGUACUGCUACCUCUCAGGCCCAUUUACCUACUUAGUAGCUGUUUACGUAGCCUUGAUUGGCUUCAUGGGCUGGCGGGCUAUGGCUGGCAUGCAGCUGUGCAAUGACCUUUGGACUUGGACCAAGCUCUCGGCAUGCAUUGGCUCUGUGCUCUUCAUGGUGUCCGAUCUGACCAUUGCUCUCAACAAGUUCUGCUUUCCUGUGCCCUACUCGAGGGUCAUCAUCAUGGCCACGUACUAUGCCGCUCAGAUGCUCAUUGCACUUUCUGCUGUGGAGAGCAGGGAUGACGAGGUCUUCAGGAAGCAGAAAUAGACAAGAGAUUUCAACUGACUCACACAUUCUGCUGAGGAUGCUGUAGCUGCAUUCAUUCAUUCUUUCAUCCCUCGAGGACAUUUCUCACUCUUUAGGCGAAUCCGUGAUUGCAGAUCUUCGCUUCCUCAAAGCAUUUCCAUUUAGUGAUUAGCUGGUUUUCCUCCAGUCCAUCUUGCUGGAGAGAGGAACCCACACUGGAAGUUUAGAUUGGUCCUGCCGAACCUGCUGUCUGACCUUUUCUAUCUUGGAUGCUUUGGGAGGUCUCUUGACUACUUCAUGGCAUUUGAGUAACGCUGAGGUUGGUGCUGAACAUUCCAGAAUGAGAAGGCUCGUUUCAAUACAAUGUUGAAAAGGGGAGGACGGAGAGGACCUUGAGAAUUCAGAGCCUUGCCUUCAACACUGAAUGUUGCGAAAAUCCUGUGAAACUGAGUCUCGGCAUUCUCUGCUCGAGCCCUUGUUGUGUGCACACCGCAGUACAGUUGUGACAUUGUGGUAUGUCAAUACAAGGAAUCCUGGGGGCCUGAAGUGUCUGACAAGAUGCAACAGCACUUACAAGAGUUGAUGUGGAGAGGAAAGCUUGUGUUGGCCCUGGGAGAAAAUAGUCUGAAUUCCAGAUUCAUACAACCAUUUAUUUAUAGGCCAUUCGAAGCCUUUCUUCUGAAUGUGAAUCCUGUGGGGCAUCUGUUGUUCUGCAGGCUUAAAAGCAACAACAAAAUGCAACCGUCUUCUCAGGCGUGGGGGCGGGAUGGGAAAGGGGAAAUAGUGUUUUUUUAAAAAGCAGGUCAUUGUAUAUAAUUUAUUGGCUUUUCAAGCAGACAAUUUCCGACUUGCACAAUCUCAGAUUAAAGCAUGAAAACAUGGAAAUAAAGAACAAACCAAGGGUCCUCAAAGUCUCAGUCACCAGCUGCUUUGCAUCUAGAUGGAUGGGCCAAGGGAAUGGCCUGCUUGUGGAAUCAGCUGUUGUCGCUGUGUGAGAGUAUGGGGAGACAUCUUCUCCUUCCCACCAAACCUCCUUUUCAAAUCUCUAAUGAAGUCAGUAUAUUGGGAGGAGACCUUGUUGCCAGCAAUGCAUAGUUAAGGUCCACAUACUCUGGAUCACGAGCAUUAGCAAGUUGUUGUUUUGACUAAGAACUUGGUGGGUUAUCCGGGAACAAUAUUUAUUGAAAAACGAGGCUGAUGCUUCUAUGUAUUUGUGCAUGCAGCAUGUCCAUAUACCGGUCUCUAGGUACACAUGCACAUUAAUAUCCAGUUUGUUUCCACCACCUCUGACCAGAGCUCUAGAGUUUGCAGGUGCCUUCAUGCCAACAGCUGCAAAGCGGGUCAUGCCAACAGGUACAGCCUAUCACCAAAGUGCUGAGAGUCUAAUCAAUACACCACUCUCCCAAGCCAUUUUGUGCAUUUCCACUGGUCAGCAUUAAGUGGCUGCACCUUGAAGUGGGAGGGAAGUGUGGUUUGGAGAAGUUGCUGGCCAACCAAUUCUCAGGGCAGUUUGGGUGUCACAUGACAAAGUGGAUUACUGGUAGAUUGACCCGCCCUGCAGCAGUCUGUGUGGAGACCCCUGGGUGCAUCCCUUCCUGGUUGUUCAUGGGAGUUUGGGGUAUAAAUCUUUCUUAUUAACCACUGUGUAUUUGUAUUGGUUUCAAUCUCUUUAUAAUCAAUUAAGUGGAGGACAUUGCAGUAUUUGUUUUCUUUUCCCCUGAAUAAUUGUGUCAUGUAAAACCCCUCUGGAUUCCCUCCCCUUUUGUGUUCUUUCAUCAGAUCUUCUCUUUCUGCUUAAAAAACCUAGCUUGUGUCGACAAUAACCACUUUUUGUUCUUUUUCCUGCUUUUUUACUUACCUACAAAAACCCAUAAAGAGAGAACUCUAAAAGUAGUAAUUCUUAAGUCCAUCUUGAAAGAAGCGCUCACCAUAUUCCAGGUACUUUGCAUUCCUGUAAAUAUUUCCUCUAAUAGGCAAUCAAUGAAAGGAACUCUGAAAGGUCCUAUCUGUGCUGCAAACUUAUAUUGGUUUUAUCUAUAGCAUUCAUGGUUUCCCCCAAGGAACCAUGGGGCACAUACGUAAGU